AUGCCUCGGCGAUUCUACGAUGCUUUUGUACGCCAAAUUGCGGAACACAUUCGGCUGGCCACGUUCUUCACGUGUAUUCCACGUCAAGAAAGGGACGCCAAUGCCAUCGCGUUACCCACCCACAGCGUUGGCCGUACUGGCCGUCGAAGCGCUGCAGCACCGCUGUUCUCCCAUGCGACGCUGGAGCCCCAAGUGGCGGUAGAAGCUCUAACCAAGGCAAGUUCUGAAGUGACUAUCACCGUCAAUGAAGUCAAGGCACGAGCUGGAGGAGCGUCCACGUCGUUCGUCUACGGAGAGGUCAUGCUCGAGUCACUGCCGAGCUUGGCAUCAAGCCUCCAACUUACUUCAGCCGACGUCUUCGUUGACAUUGGCAGUGGCUUGGGAGGAGUUUGUCUGUACCUGGCCAUGACGACUCCGGUCGCCGAAUUGAAAGUGUUCAUGCAAGACACAGAUAUUCACGCGAGAUGGAGCGCAGUGUCGAAACGUUGGAGCGAUUUUGCCCAAGGACGCACAGUUGUGUAUUGCAACAACUUGGUCUUUGCCGAGACGGACAAGAUCAAGCUUCUGAGCCUCUUAGCUGCUAGCAACGUGUGCCGUAUGUGUGUGCUUACAAGUUUGAAUGCGGACAGAGGCGCGGUGAAUGGCAAGAAGCGGAAGACAGUGUCGACCGAUUUCGUUGCAGUUUACCCGACGAAAAGUACUUUCGACAUUGACACGACCCAUGGGCGGGCUACAUGCCACGUCUUCAAGCGUUAA
Molecule: messenger RNA, 756 nt
Organism: Aphanomyces invadans
Lineage: Eukaryota; Oomycota; Saprolegniomycetes; Saprolegniales; Verrucalvaceae
Exons: 3
Coding region: 1-756 (251 amino acids)
Molecular function (GO): histone H3K79 methyltransferase activity
Source: RefSeq, a predicted model, not a curated record